Elgaria multicarinata webbii is the source of this 696-nucleotide messenger RNA. RefSeq names its product coiled-coil domain containing 85B (gene CCDC85B). Gene Ontology annotation, biological process: negative regulation of DNA-templated transcription. Lineage: Eukaryota; Metazoa; Chordata; Lepidosauria; Squamata; Anguidae. The record is from RefSeq and is a predicted model, not a curated record. Gene Ontology annotation, cellular component: nucleus. Bases 1 to 696 code for a protein of 231 amino acids. The transcript has a single exon.
AUGUUCCCGGCUGGCGAGGCCGGGGGCGCCCCGCCGAGCCCGGAGGCGACGCCGCCCCCGCCGCCUCCCGGGCUGCCCGCGCCCCCGGCUGCCGCCGCCGCCGCGGCUCCCCCCAGCGACGCGGAGCUGGGCGGCUGCAGCAAGGAGGAGCUGGUGCGCCGGCUGCGCGUCGAGGAGGCCGCCAAGCUGGCGGCGCUGGUGCAGCGCGGCCGCCUGAUGCAGGGCGUCAACCGGCAGCUGCAGGAGCACCUCCGCGAGGUCCGCGAGCUCAAGGCCGUCAACGGGCGCCUGCAGGCCGAGAACCGCGAGCUGCGCGAGCUGUGCUGCUUCCUGGACGAGGACCGGCUCAAGGCCAAGCGCCUGGCGCGCCACUGGCAGCUCUUCGGGCACCACGCGGCGCAGGUGCUGCGCGACGACGUGGCCGGCUGCCUGCGCAAGCUGGCCGGCCUGGAGGGGCUGCAGGAGCGCCUGGCCGCCGACAACGCCGAGCUCAAGGCGCUCUGCCUGGCCCUCGACCAGGAGGGCGGUGGGCUGGCCCUGGCUGCCCCCGCCACCCCCGCCGACGCCAGCCCCGGCGGGGGCGCCGCCGAGCUGGGCCUGCCCUGCGGGCCCCGCGACCUCGGCGACGGCAGCUCCAGCACCGGCAGCGUGGGCAGCCCCGACCAGCUGCACCCGGCCUGCUCCCCCGACGACUGA